Xenopus laevis (African clawed frog) is the source of this 8546-nucleotide messenger RNA. It is a transcript of the gene ankib1.L, whose product is annotated as ankyrin repeat and IBR domain containing 1 L homeolog. Lineage: Eukaryota; Metazoa; Chordata; Amphibia; Anura; Pipidae. The transcript has 20 exons. The record is from RefSeq and is a predicted model, not a curated record. Bases 381 to 3566 code for a protein of 1061 amino acids.
AGGGAGGGGGGGAGCUUGGGCUAAGGCUGUUUUGUUUGGCUUCCCUGAGUGUGUGAGAAAGAGACACGGAGUGCUGCUGGGAUGCUGUCUUGCUCGCUGUCUCCUAGGAGAGACAGGGGAAUGAGGGAAUAUACGGAGAGUAUUUAAGGCUGGAGCCUGAGACUGGCCGCCCUUUAUCCUGCUGCUGCUGUUGCUGUUGUCUGAUACUGUCUGAUAUUGUACCACUCGCUGCUCGUACAGACAAGAUGCUGCCUGCGGACCUGGGCUGCCUACAUGCACCGAUCUGACAUGUUCAGAAUGCAGUGGCGGAGCCAGGUUGAAAGCUGAAAGCAGAAAUCGGAGAGAGAGAGAGAGGAGCGAGGCUCUGUUAUUGGUUCACCAUGGGAAAUGCCACUACCAAGUUCCGCAAGGCGUUGAUAAACGGGGACGAGAACCUGUCCUACCAAAUAUACGAGAACAACCCUCAACUGAAAGAGUCUUUGGACCCAAACACAUCCUAUGGGGAAACCUACCAGCAUAACACCCCAUUGCACUAUGCUUCACGGUUUGGCAUGUGUCACCUCAUAAGGGCAUUUCUGUCUGUGAAGGAUGGUAACCCCAACAAGCGCAACAUUCACAACGAGAGCUCUAUGCACAUGCUAUGUAUGGGUUCUCACAUCAUGAUAUCAGAUGGUGGCGUCGACCACCGAUUACCCCGGCUUGAUGAUCGCAGGAGGUCUGAAUGUUUGAGGAUGAUUCUAGAAUGGAAAGGUGCAAAACUUGACCGAGGGGAAUAUGAGAGAGCUGCACUUGAUGCCACAGACAAUAAAAAAAACACCCCCUUGCACUAUGCUGCUGCCUCAGGGAUGAAAACUUGUGUAGAGCUGUUAGUAAAAAGUGGUAGUGACUUGUUUGCUGAAAAUGAAAAUAAAGAUACCCCUUGCGACUGCGCUGAGAAACAGCAUCACAAAGAGCUUGCACUCAAACUGGAAUCCCAGAUGGUCUUCUCCCGUGAUCCUGAGGCUGACGAAAUUGAAGCAGAAUAUGCUGCAUUAGACAAGCGUGAGCCAUAUGAAGGAUUGAGGCCCCAAGACUUGCGGCGUCUGAAGGACAUGUUAAUUGUAGAGACGGCAGAUAUGCUUCAGGCUCCUCUCUUCACAGCAGAGGCUUUGCUCCGCGCCCAUGACUGGGACAGGGAGAAGCUGCUUGAGGCCUGGAUGGGCAGCCCGGAGAACUGUUGCCAACGUUCAGGAGUUCAGAUGCCAACGCCCCCUCCAAGCGGAUACAAUGCCUGGGACACACUGCCUUCCCCACGUACCCCACGCACCACUCGCUCCUCUGUUACUUCUCCUGAUGAAAUCAGCCUUUCUCCAGGAGAUAUUGAUACACCUCUGUGUGGUAUCUGCAUGUGCAAUAUUUCUGUUUUUGAAGACCCAGUGGAGAUACCUUGUGGGCAUGAGUUCUGCAGAGUUUGCUGGGAAUCGUUUUUAAAUCUUAAAAUCCAAGAAGGGGAGGCCCACAAUAUCUUCUGCCCUGCGUAUGACUGCUUUCAGCUUGUUCCAGUUGAUGUCAUUGAAAGUGUGGUCUCUAAGGAGAUGGACAAGCGUUACCUUCAGUUCGACAUAAAGGCAUUUGUAGAGAACAAUACUGCUAUAAGAUGGUGCCCAACUCCAGCAUGUGAAAGAGCAGUUCGGCUUAAAAAGCAGGGAACCAACAAUUCUGGAUCGGAUACCCUGACCUUUCCUUUGCUAAGAGCCCCAGCUGUAGACUGUGGAAAAGGACAUCUUUUUUGCUGGGAAUGCCUGGGUGAGGCACAUGAACCCUGUGACUGUGAAACAUGGAAAAACUGGCUGCAGAAGGUUUCCGAAAUGAAGCCAGAGGAACUUGUGGGAGUCAACGAGGCUUUUGAAGAUGCUGCCAACUGCUUGUGGCUGCUAACAAACUCCAAACCAUGCGCCAACUGCAAGUCUCCUAUACAGAAGAAUGAAGGCUGUAACCACAUGCAGUGUGCCAAGUGUAAAUAUGAUUUCUGCUGGAUCUGCUUGGAGGAAUGGAAAAAGCACAGCUCUUCCACUGGAGGCUAUUACCGUUGCACUCGUUAUGAGGUCAUCAAUCAAGUGGAGGAACAAUCGAAAGAAAUGACAGUUGAGGCAGAGAGCAAACACAAGAGAUUUCAGGAGCUGGACAGAUUUAUGCACUACUACACACGUUUCAAGAACCAUGAACACAGUUAUCAGCUUGAGCAGCGUCUUUUAAAAACAGCCAAAGAAAAGAUGGAGCAGCUGAGCAGAGCUCUUAGCGAAACAGAGGGAGCAUGCCCAGAUACCAUGUUUAUUGAAGAUGCCGUACAAGAACUACUGAAGACCAGGCGCAUUCUCAAGUGUUCUUACCCAUACGGAUUCUUCUUGGAACCCAAAAGCACAAAAAAGGAAAUAUUCGAAUUAAUGCAGACGGACUUAGAAAUGGUCACAGAGGAUCUUGCCCAGAAGGUAAACAGGCCUUACCUGCGCACUCCUCGCCAUAAGAUCAUUCGGGCAGCCUGCCUUGUGCAGCAGAAGAGACAGGAGUUUUUGGCUUCUGUGGCUCGCGGUGUGGCUCCUGCUGAUUCCCCGGAGGCUCCAAGACGCAGUUUUGCUGGUGGAACAUGGGACUGGGAGUAUUUAGGAUUUGCAUCCCCUGAGGAGUAUACAGAAUUCCAGUAUCGGAGACGGCACAGACAGCGACGCCGAGGAGACAUGCACAGCGUCAGGAGCAAUACCCCAGAUCCUGAUGAUCGCUCUGAGAACCUAUUAGACACCCAGGAAGCUAGUGGUAGCCGACGGCAUGGAACCUCUAUGACUUUGAGCUCCUUGGAUGAAGAUGAUCCAAAUAUCCUCUUGGCAAUCCAGUUAUCUCUGCAGGAAUCCCGUCUUGCAGUGGAUGAAGAAACAAGAGAGUUUCUGAACAAUGAGGCAUCUCUUGGUGCUAUAGGCACAUCAUUGCCCUCAAGACUUGACCCAGCUCCAAUAAGCAUCGAUAACCCAAGGUGUGCUUUAAGUAGCUCUGAGUUGUUAGAACUGGGAGAAAGCCUAGUAAGACUCGGAGCCAGUAGUGAUCCAUAUGCAACAGAUCAUCAUCUUUCACACCCUUUCAGUGAUAUUCAAGGUGAUUUGUGUUCAACCUCAAGCGACCUUGAUUCAUCUAGCCAAGACCCAAACAUGAGCGAGAAUCUGCUGGGUAAUAUCAUGGCAUGGUUCCAUGACAUCAAUCCUCAGAGCAUUGCCCUUAUACCAUCUGCAACUUCUGAAACUGACGUUGAUUUGCAGCCGCUCAAUGUCGAUGAACAACUGUCACCUCCAACGCUAAGGGAGCCACCCCAGGGUCUGGCCGAGGAGCAUGCACUUUUUCAGGAUGCACUAAUCAAUGAAUACAAAGAAAUCCAAACAGAAGAAAGCACUUCCGAAGAGAAUGUACCUGCGCUUGAUGGAGUGUCACAAAGUGACGACCCCACAAAUGAUGUUACAAGCAGUAUGAACAGUUCUGAAGAUAUUUCCAGUAGAACUCCUGAAACUUCAAGUGAAUGGGUCGAACAAGUACAUUUGGUAUGAACUGAUAAUAGUUUGUGUGCAGAACUUCAGAUGUCUCUCGCGUGUUGGAGGUCGUGUUCCACUUCAGUCCAAUGACAAAAUGGAUUGAAUAUGGAAUUGUAAUGUGCUUGCAGUCCUCUGAACCAGUCGGAACUCCUUGAGACUUUCUUCUGCAUCGAAUUGGAUUUUGAUUGCCUUGAUUUGUUUCCGAAGCAAGAAAUAAGUAGAGUGAAUUCUACUUUCUAAUAAAAUGCAGUGAUUAUGUAGCCUUAGUUUGAUAAUACCUUAAUGUAAAGAGUCAUGUUUUUUUUUUUUUAUUAAUUUACACAGAUCCCAAUCUAAAAAAAAGAAGUGGUCUCCCGCUGUACCUCAACAUUUUCCUUAUCCUCUAAACGUUUAUCACUCCAUUUAUACUUGCAUCACCCCAACCCCUAAGUUUGUAUUUAUCUCCAGGUUUCAUGUUUCGAAUACAGUAAUGAAAUAUUGUGGAAAUGGCAUUGUAUAGUGAGAGUAUCUGCAGAUAUGUACAGUCAUUUCACUUUUCAACCGUCUGCUGUUUACCGUCCCCUUUCCCCCGACCAUGCUGCUCUUAUUGACUGACAGGCAACAGGAACGAUUAAGUGUAUUAACAAAUGAUGCUCGGAUUUUAGGAGUUUUAGUAAAAAUACAUGAUUAAAAAAAAGGGCCCCCAAAAUAGUUUUUAAACAAUUAUCAGUAGGGUCCACGUUAGGGAAGCUAUAAAUUGUAUCAAUAGAUGAGACUCACCUUGGGAGACUGUGCAUCUUCAUAUGUAUUGUCCAUAUGUACACAAUUAAAUGUGUGUUAUGAUAGGUGUGUGAGGCCAGAGUCAUUAAGCGGAGUGUCCAGCUAUGUAGCAACAAUUCAUAUGAGACACAGUCCAUGCACUAAUAAUCAGCAUUUUUAGCUGAAAGUGUUGGAUAAAUAAUCAAAUGCUGCAUCAUGGACUAUUUAAUAAGUUACCAUUUAGCCCAAUAACAUUUAAACUAGGAAGCUGUUGAUUGGAAAUGAGUAUGUGUAAGUUUAUGGAAAUAAGGGUAUGAAAAUAAAAGGUGAAAAAUGAUUGUUUUGAAAGGUUUAUGCAGUGCAGAGAUGUCAUGCGCUGCCUCUUCUGUUAGUCUUUUAGUAUGUGUGUGUAUUAUUGGCUGCUUCUGUUUUUGACUUUAUAAAGAACUGAAGAAAUUGUCACACUAUGUGAAGAAGGUAUUUACAGUUGCAAUGUUGUAUGAUUGAUUCAGUUUGGUUUUUCUAUGCCGAACCGGUACCCGAGUCUUCUUCCUCAUUCUAUGACUCUUGUUGAGUCCUGAGUCUCGAUGGGCCGGCAUAGCAAGUGUUGCAUAUACGCAGGAAACCGUUAUAAAUCAUUCCAUAAAAAUGCCUUUAAUAAUAUUUUAUGGAAGUGGAGCUGAGUCAGUGGAGAUUAUGGAUGAUGCUUUAUUGUACCUAAGUAGAGCAAGCAGGAUUGUAGCUUCUCUAGAAAUGAAAAAAAAUACAAAUACCAUAAUUAAAGGGGAUUUUCAUUUUUUCAAAAGUUUUGGUAAAUAAAUAGAUGUCAAUAAUAUUUCCAACGUGGUUUCAUUUUAACUGAUUUUUCACAAGUACGGGAUCCGUUUUCCACAGCUCCAAAUUACAGGUUGGUCAUCUCUCAUAGACUCCAUUUUAAUCAAGUUAGAGUGGAACAGAUGACUUUCCCUCACCCCAUGGCUCUUAAAGACCCUCAUCACAAUCAGCAUGGAGAAGCACAGGCAUGGAGCACUACUGCACACUUUCACUUUCAAUUCACCGUUCUGAUUGGCUACGGUGAUUCAGCCUAUUAGAUCAAUGGCAUGCAAAGGAAUGAGCAUGUGCAGUAACUAUUGAAGCCUGUGCUUCCCCCAUGUACUAUAGGCAGGGUGGGGAGAGCCUUGGUUAAGGCAGAGAACUGGAACUAGAUCCAUUAGUAGAUAUUUGUAAACACAGCGUUUUAUUUUUUAAUUCAACUACAUUGGAAAUUGUAUUAAGAUUAUUUAUAUUACAUUAUAAUUUAGUAGAACUUGUCUGAGGCUGAACUCUCCCUUAAAGUUUUCUCUAUUGAAAUGUACCAACAUGGUUUCACUGAUUGUACUACUAAUCCCAUAGGGUAUAUGUUGCCUUUAAACAUGGCAGUGGCAGAUGGAAGAAAUAUCAUCAAACAGAACUUGGUCACGAUUACAGUAUUCAGAAAGCAAAUGAUACACAGCAGUUAUGUACCCUAAUUAUCAGUGUUAACUCUAAAUCGACUUUACUGUAUGAGAGCCUAUCGUAUGUUUGCCUUUAUAUGUGAUAUUUUGUAGGCACAGAGUUCGGAAGUCUUUAAGAAUAGAUUGUGCUUUUAGGAUGGACAGGUACUCUAGCAGCUACCACUGGUGGUCAUUAUUAUUGUAGAUCUGCAGAGAAGGAAUGUCCUGUUUGUACAAUAAACUCUGCACACUGUACUGUGAAAUUCUAACAUUAACCAGGCUACCCCACCAACUAAAUAAAGCUUAUUUACCCUUUAAACGACUACACUGAAAAGUAGGAUUAAAAAAUAUAAAAACACCUUUGUUUUCUAAUAAAGUCUUGAUAGGGGAAUGCAGUGGUGGGGAUUAGACAAAUGAGGCAUAGCCGCACUUUAUCAUAGGAUGUCACCAAUCAGGUUAUCAGUGUCUUAUGUGCCAAAAUUAAAACGUUGGACUCGCCUGAUAACGCAUAAAUGGUAGAGUAGAUUUUAACAUAUGCAGUUUUUGGUUGUCAACUAAAGAAAAUGGUUUAUUCCUAAAGCUGUGUAAAUAUAUAUACAUGUAUUAUGAAUACUUGAUUUGAGAUUAGACAUUUACCAAUAAGCCACAUGAUAGUACAUUGUGUGUUUCUUUAUACAGAGGGCCGAUACUGAGGCUGUCCCAACAGCAACGCUCACUGGGGUCAAUGUACUAAAUGGGGCUACCACAUAAGAGGCACUGUUAUUUUUGCCCUAUGCGUAAUUCAUUGAUGCAACAUGGAGGCGUGAACAUUGGAGAGUAUCUUGUGAUCAGUGGCUCUUUAUAUGUCCCCCCAUUGUUCUCUGACAGCGACAGACCCAUACAACACCUGCACUUCCUCACCUGUCCUGCAGGGGGUGAGUAGCAGUGGAAGAUCCCUGGUGCAGUUACCUUCUAAAUUUGUGGAUUAUGUUACCAGGAAUAUGUCAUUCGUUCCACAUCCAGUACAUGCUAUAGGCACUGUAUCAAGAGAUGGGGCAGUGUGGGUACUGGGUGUUUUAAAGUAAAUAAUUCUAUUAAGUGAUCAGCUCAACUUUCCCAAUAAGCAAUAGCUUGGUUGCACAACUUGUCACCGUGCCUUUAAUUAUCCAGAUCAGUAGCUGUCACAUUGAACACCUGUAAUAGAGCUAUUAGCACAGUCUUUCCUCUGGGAUGUGUUUUCCUACUCCAUAAAGACCAUCCAUGGCCUGGUCUAAUAACAGCCAAUAUCAAACCUCAGUGCUGAGUUCAUACUGCAUUUCCAUAGAAUGUAUCGCCUGUCCUGCUGCUGUGGGUUGUCUCCUCUGUGAUUUGAGCUAGCAUAGAAGGCAAGCAGUCUUACAGGGCAUACUAAGUGCACAUAUACUGAUAUAAUGCAAAAUAACUGUAUUCAAGUGAAAAAAAUAUGCAUUGUGUUUACUAAUUCAAUAAAAUGAUGUGUGCUUUUGUUAUGUUUUAGGUACAGGAAAAGAAUUAAAGCUACAGAGAAAGUUGACACUUUUAGAUGUGUGGCAAAUAGCUACAAGUACUUGUACGAAGAGCUGAACAAAAGGUUCUACUCUAAUGGAAAGAGAAUGCAGUAGGGGAAUAAACAAACCCCCAGCCACCCAUGCAGGUAGGAAAGAGAGGAGGUUGCAGUACCUCAAGUGGCAGUUGCAUCCAUUUCUUGGCACUUGUGGGCAUAAUGUGGAUCUCAGUAAUCACUGAUACUACUCUUGUUCCCAAGGCUGGUAUUAUGGGAAGCAGAUAGGACUUUCCAGCUCAGAGGUAGGGCCCAUUUGGCCAAGAAUGUUCUUGGAAUAAUUUCAAAGUACUUAUCUUUACAUUUUGUAAUCACUGACCAAUAUGUAUAGAAUUUAUGUUGGGGAUGUUUAGCCAGCACCUUUCAAAGCUUUUGAUGUACAAGUUACAGCAUCCAGCUGAGAGCUAAAAAAAAUGCUGAGAGUGAUUGGGGAUUGUAGUUCAACACUAGCUGGGGGCUCAGCUUUCAUAAAUACACCCUCCCCCCCCCGCAAUUCAUCUUGUUUAUAGUGGUAAGGCUUCGGUACGUCUCCUAUGGAACUCUGCAAGGGCUUUUUCUGUUCUUCUGUUGAAGCUUUUAAAGACGUGAACAUUUUUGCUCAGUUUGUUACACUAAAUCCACUUGUUUUAGGUUUUCUAAGAUUUCCUCUUGUUUUGUUAGUUACAUUUAAGCUGUACUUUUCUUUUAAAACAUCUAUAUACAUAUAUAUAUUUAACACUAGAUCCCUAAAAAUGACUUCUUGUGUAUAUUAUUUUCGGAUUGGUUGCACACAAUGAUUGCUUUCUUUUAUGCACAAAAAUAAACAAAGGUUUCCACCCAAUUGUGUUUCUCCUUGGUAUAGAUUUGCAUAUACACAAACAACCCUCUGUGUGACAAUGGUAUAUCCCAUGGAUCCUGUAUCUCCCUUUAGCUUGGGUGGUAUUGUUCCUAUUCCGCUCAAGUUUAACCAUACAAAUGCAUCUCUUGGUACAAUGAAAACAUCUUUAACAGCAACAAGACUUUACAAUUCAGAAAACUAAAUCUGACAAGCUAUUUUGUAAACUGGUUAUUUUAUAAUGUAAGAAAAAUACCAUUACUGUAACCUUGAAAUGUUAUUUGCACUUUCAUAAUCUAUACUUGAUACAUUCCCACUUUAUAUACAGUAGGAUAUACUUAUGUAGAUGUUUGGCCAAAUGAAUGCUGUUCAGAAAAUGGAUUAAAAAAAAAAAAAGUCUGAUUAAACAUUUA